GGGAAAUGCAACGUUGGCGAAGGAUUGUGCGACCUGAAAAGUUGUGGAAAUUUAUAUCAGUGAGAAAUAUGUCUUUUCAGAAUGGAGGAGAAGGUGGCCAACUAGAUUACACAAACUGGUCCAAAAAACAAUUACUCAAAAGAGUUCUUGAACUUGAAGGACGACCAAUUCCGCCAUUGCAGAACUCUUUCAAAGUCGUAGACAAUCAAACUUCGGACAAUGUGUUACCAAAAAAGCACAAGAAGCAAAAACAUUUUGACUUCUCCAAAUAUUCAACCCGAAAAAUAGCUCUCAAGUUUGCUUAUCUUGGAUGGGAUUAUCAGGGUCUUGCAUUACAAGGUGAAGAGACCAACCUACCAACUAUAGAAGCUAAAAUAAUGGAGGCAUUAUACAAAGUAAAACUAAUUGGAUCCCUGGAUCAAGGGCAAUGCGAGUUCAGCCGAUGUGGAAGAACAGAUAAGGGAGUAAGUGCGAUGAACCAAGUAAUAUCCUUAAAGGUUAGAUCCAAGCUAUCUGAAGAAGAGCUCAAGGACAAUGCCAACGAUACCAAAGAAAUCGAUUAUAUCAAAACAAUAAACCAAUCACUUCCAGAGGACAUUAGAAUACACAGCAUUUGCUUGAGACCUCCACCAGAUUUUGAUGCCAGGUUUAGUUGUACUUAUAGACAUUACAAGUAUAUCUUCAACGGUCAAGGACUGGAUAUCGAAGCCAUGAACCAAGCUGCUGGCUACUUUUUGGGUGAAAAUGACUUUAGGAACUUUUGCAAGAUUGAUGCUUCAAAACAGAUUCACAAUUUCAAGCGAACUAUUCUAUGUUCUCAGAUAGACCAGCUUCCAGGUAAUGAAAAUCUUUAUGUUUUCAAUUUGAAAGGAACUGCAUUUUUAUGGCACCAAGUUAGAUGUAUGAUUGCGGUGCUAUUAACAGUUGCUCAAAGAUUCGAGGAUCCAAUUAUUGUACGUGAACUUUUGAAUGUCGAGAUCUAUCCUUCUAGACCAGUAUAUAAGAUGGCUCACGAUAUUCCAUUAGUGCUUUAUGAUUGCGGCUUUGACGAAGCUCUUGUUCAUUGGAGUAGCGGCCCAAAACGUUCAUUCAACGUUAACAAGGCGGUUGAUGGCCUUUGGAAUGACUACAAAGUCAAGUCAACUAUUGUUGAUUUCAUGAGGAAGUUCACGGAGGAAAAAGAUGCCGACGGAAGAUCAGGUAAGAUUCAUGUCAACUUGGGUGACGGGAUAGGCCAGGCAAUGAACAGCUAUACAAAAUAUGGGAGUAGAACUCGUCUAGAAACUGCUGACGAUAUCAAUGCCAAGUGGAAAGGAAAAAAAAGUACCUCGAAGCUAAGUCAAAAAAGAAACCACUCAGAAAUAGAUUCUGAAAGCUUAUAGGAAGCUAAUAUUUUUCCCUUGUCCCAUGUAUAAUAUUUCCUUUUUUACUGUAUAUAGCAAAGUAUCAAACAGUACGAAGCUCGAAAUUAUAAUCAACUAGUUGAGGGCCCGUAUCAACUACUCCGGAA
This is a messenger RNA of Pichia membranifaciens NRRL Y-2026, 1510 nucleotides long. RefSeq lists its product as hypothetical. The transcript has a single exon. The record is from RefSeq and is a predicted model, not a curated record. Gene Ontology annotation, biological process: mRNA pseudouridine synthesis; tRNA pseudouridine synthesis. Bases 69 to 1382 code for a protein of 437 amino acids. Lineage: Eukaryota; Fungi; Ascomycota; Pichiomycetes; Pichiales; Pichiaceae. Gene Ontology annotation, cellular component: nucleus; cytoplasm. Gene Ontology annotation, molecular function: RNA binding; pseudouridine synthase activity.